Messenger RNA from Cladocopium goreaui, 1476 nucleotides. The record is from the annotation of a GenBank genome assembly. Lineage: Eukaryota; Dinophyceae; Suessiales; Symbiodiniaceae.
AUGAAGCCCCUGGUGGGCCUUGGGACAGGCUCGGCCGGAUCCACUGUGGUGUCUGGGCCUGGUCCUGCACCGGCCAGCACCAAAGCGGAUGUCGCCAAGCAGACUAAGUUGGACCUCCUUUUCCACCUGCUGGUCGACUACGUUUUGGACUUGCAGGAGCUGGGCAUCGAUACUGCCCUCCUGGCUGACCCGCUGGGUCGCACAAAGGUCCGUGAGACUGUGCUCCACGGGGCCCAGAGAUUGUCGACCCAGAGGCUUGGCGCUUUGAUUAGCAGCUUCAAGAGGUGGGUGAAGUUCUGUGAGGAGAGGCAGUGGGCGCCUAACGCCCCGAAGCCGUUCCAGUUGUGGCCACUUACCUGCACUGCCCCGGAGCUUCAGCCCUGGGAGCUGAUCAACUUGGUUUGCCUCUUCGGCCGUGCCAAGGGCAACCAUAAGCUCCUGUUGGCCUGGGUGGUGAUGGCGGCGAUCUCUUGUGUGCGCUGGGAACACCUGCAGCGCUCGAGCUUCGUGGCUGGCCACACCAAGUGGAUUGAAUUCCACUGCCAGCAAGGCAAAGCUCGGAAGAAAGGAGCCAGGCCCGCGUAUGGAUGGGCUCUGCCAGAAUUGUGCUGGGAAGGCCAUGGUGUUGGCCGCAUCCUCGAGGAUUUUUACCGGCAUGAAGUGCUGGCCACGGCGGGUUUCCUGGUACCAGCACUGCAGCUGGCUGCGGACAACCUCUGGGAAGUCACAGAGACUACCCCGCUGGUCCUUGGCAAGCCGAUUGUGGUUUGGAUACCCACUCAGCGAAAGGGGCGGCCUACGCUGGGUAAUGUGCUGGAGAUUUCCGAUGUGGAUGCGCAAGCGGUGGGCAACUGGACUGAGGUCCCACAGGGAGGUGGCCUCACUGCACCGAGACCCAAGGCUGCCAUGACCAUGGGCCGCCACUACGGGGGCCAUAAGGUGCUGCGCUCAGCGCUGGUCAAGGUGCGCCUCAUGGAGCGCUUCCUGGAGCUGUGGAAGUUGCAACGGCAGCAUGUGUCCCUCAAUGCCGAGGGCCUGCUGCCUGUUGACUCCUGGCGUUGGCCUGACUUGCAGGCGUUGCACCGGCAGACUCCUUGGUCAGCAGCCGAGCCAGACCUGUCCGCUGCUAUCACGGAUGCGGCGGCCCCGGCGCCUGAGCAGCCAGGGGAGGAGCAGCCGGACGACCAGGCAGCUACCCUGGAGGAGCCGGCAGGUGAGCCAGAGGCGGCAUCAGGUGCCUCAGGCGAUGACAGCACAGCAGCUGAAAUCAAGUGGUUUCGCCAGGGCACCAAGACGCACCUGGUGAGCGACACAUCAGAGAGUGACCGGCUGAUCCCGUAUUGCCGAGACAAGCCGUUUGACCAGGAUCCUGCCCGACGGGGCGUGGGCUUCGUGCCGAUGUCUCAGCCGUAUGCCACGGGGGCUCUACCUGAGUCUGGCGGAGCACUGCGGCUGGUCCUCCUGAGUCCUGAAUAG